Molecule: messenger RNA, 640 nt
Organism: Sinocyclocheilus grahami
Lineage: Eukaryota; Metazoa; Chordata; Actinopteri; Cypriniformes; Cyprinidae
Product: neuronal acetylcholine receptor subunit non-alpha-3-like
Exons: 2
Coding region: 305-580 (91 amino acids)
Biological process (GO): monoatomic ion transport
Cellular component (GO): membrane
Molecular function (GO): extracellular ligand-gated monoatomic ion channel activity
Source: RefSeq, a predicted model, not a curated record
CUGCUCGACGAAUGAAUGGCAUCUUUCUCAACAUCACGUAAACGCCGACGGGGGGAGCGAAAGCAUCUUCCUCUCGUGCUCGCCUCGGACGGAGCAGCCUGAAAACCCCACUCCGUUCAUGGUUAAUUUAUAGCUUUAUCACACAGCAGGUUGCAGUACAUCUGAUCGUUUUACGAAACGGCUCGGUGUCCGGCCGUAUGAAUAAAAAAAGAGAAUACCCCCUUUUAUUGAUGACAGAGACUCACUGUUCAAACAGCAUGAAAUAAUUCCAUUGAAUGAAGGAACUGGAGCCGGGAAAGACAGCAUGAAGUUACAAAUCUCCGGUCUUUUGCUCGUAAUGGCAGUAGCCUAUGCAACGAUAGAGGCUCCUGAAGAGUUUGUCUCACUAGCUGAGAUGGAGGACACGUUGUUGAGGAAUCUUUUUCGGGGCUAUCAGAAGUGGGUGAGACCAAUCCUUCACGCCAACGACACGAUUACCGUUCGCUUCGGUCUGAAGAUCUCGCAGCUGGUGGAUGUGGUGAGACAAACACACAUUUGCACUGCAACAUCUGGGGCCGGUUGCAUAAACUGCUUAGACUAGUCUUAAAAAUUUAGUCAUCUAAUUUGUUUUUUCAAGGCUGGUCAUAAUUUUUAAAAGUCA